Messenger RNA from Aureobasidium subglaciale EXF-2481, 666 nucleotides. RefSeq lists its product as uncharacterized. The record is from RefSeq and is a predicted model, not a curated record. The transcript is spliced from 3 exons. Lineage: Eukaryota; Fungi; Ascomycota; Dothideomycetes; Dothideales; Saccotheciaceae. The coding region runs from base 53 to 526 and encodes 157 amino acids.
GGAGGAGAAAUCCUGUGCAUCAGAUCGCGAUGGUACUUGCGUUCAGGCACCCAUGUCAGAGCCCUGUAGUAACCCUUUACAUGUUUCGAUUCUCCUCUCCAAAAACUCAUACCACUCACGAAUACUGAAAGACAGGAUAACAAUCAUGUCCAACGUAACCUCAUGGAUCCAGCAUCUUGGAUGCCUUUACGCUUGCUGGAUCACUCAAUUCCCAACAAUGGUCUUCCUCACUGGUCUGGUCUUCGCAGCGUGGGCGCUAAAUGGAUUCACUCCAUUUGAAGCACAUGGGAAAUUUGUGCUUAGUCUAUGCACUAUCAUGGUACAUGUGUGGAUCUAUCAAGUGUUCUUCUUCUUCAUCCACGGAUUAACAGCCACAUGCAUGUUGUGUAUGCAAGUGUUUGAGAGCGUCUUGAUUACAUAUCUGGGAUGGAUGUUUUGGCCUUUUCUCAAAGAAGCCCGUUUGAGUCCGCCAAAGGUAUGGCAUCCUCUCGCGAAGGCAGUCUGGAUUGGACUGCCAGUGACAUAGUAAGUGCAAGCUUCUAUAUCCUACUCAUCAGGAGUUUUCUCGUCUGGCAAAGGGUGAAAAACGAGGAACGAGGAGUUACCCUGAUAGGGAAAGACGAACACGAAAUGGAGAGCCUGAUUAACGGUGAUGAGUAUGUCUGA